AUGAGCGAACGCAUUGUGCUCAUUCCUGAACUGGCCGAGCUCAUCGCAAUCGACCUCACGCCUCCUGACCUCGCAGCCUGUGUCCGUGUCGACCGAACCUGGUUCAGUACCUUCAUUCCUCAGCUCUAUCGACACAUCUGUGUCUUCGACUUUGACUUCCACAGCCACGAGAACCAAACCAACCGAAAAUCCCGUUUCGAAAAAUGGCUUCAGUUUUGGUUCCCAAAGAAACUCGGCGGAAGCCAGGUCUACAAGUACGCACACCACAUCAGGACUAUCUCCACCGCCAAUGUCCAUUCCCUCCAGUACCUGGGCGAUACCUGCACCAACCUGACGCAUGCGACCGUCGAGGAGUUCCUCUCAAAGAGGACUGAAUGUCGGGCAUGUCCAUUCUUUGAUAGAGAGAUCCGUUACUGGGAAGACUACUUCCGCAAGACGACCCUUCUUUGGACCGUCGACAUCUGGGAGGCUCUCAUCCAGAGAAACCCUCGUCUGGUCUAUGUCAGUAUGGAUCUAUACCAGAUCAAGGAUGGUCUUCACAGGAUUGCCGAGGCCUUGGGCAACCUCGAUCAUCUACGAGAGACCUUUCUACGCUGGCCCCAAGCAAAAAAUGCUAUCCAGCUCUUCCUUGACCAGUGCCCCUCUAUCCAUACAUUUACCAUUUGCAUUGAGCCGCACACGCGCAUAAUCGCACGAACGACAGCAGAGGACGGACAGCCAACAGGGAUCAAACACCUUCGAUUUCCCAUGCCAUCUUACCCCCACCAUACCGUAAUAGCCUAUAUGAUCAAGCGGUGCCCUGCACUGGAACGACUCUCAUUGCCAUAUCUCUCCAUCCCGCUGUUUUCUGAAGUAGCAGCAGCAAUCGAGGCCUCCCCUUGUCGCACAACGCUCAAGCGAAUCGAUUUCAGCGGGGAUAUGGGGACAUCUACCUUUGUACUGGAACCGUUCGAGAGAUUACUGGCUGCCAGCGAACAGUUAUCUUCAAUCUCCUUCGCCGACAGCCGGGGAGACUUUUUCGCGAGCAAGUUCCUGUGCUACAUAGGGCUCAGAGAUCGACUCACGGAACUUUCAUUCACCUCAAUUGACCUUUACAAGCGCUGCUCACCUACCCUCGUCUUUAGCGCACUAGAGCUUUGUCCGAAUCUGCGCGUCUUUGAGAUGCAGAAAGCCUCUAUCGACGUCGGCCAGUUCCUAGGCUUGACGUGGGCGUGUCGCGGCUCGCUCAAGAAACUGAGGAUCACCCUCAGCUGUACGGAGACGCAAGCACGGCUGUACAAGUCUGAUUUGGAGCUCAGGACUGCAAAGCAAAGUGCCGUUUUCGAUUCCCUAGCAAACCUUCAACAGCUCGAGGCGUUAGUGCUCGACAGGCUUACUUGGGUGGGGUCUUCUCCGGAGCAGUGGAUCCUGAGAUCCUUUCGAAUACACCUUGCAGGAAUUCAACUGUCCAAACUUCCAAAAGUCAUGCGCGCUCCCUCGAACUUCUCCACAAGAAGGAUGAACAUCAAGCGGAUCCAUUCUUUGGCGACGGGAUCUGUUGAUCUAUUACUGGAGAAACCACUAGCGCAGGACGGCUCUCACUCGGACAAUGCACAGUUGGGAGACACUGAUCAAGAGGAACCCGCGUCUACUCGACUUCUACUUGGACCUCUACUAGGCCACUGA
Molecule: messenger RNA, 1665 nt
Organism: Gamsiella multidivaricata
Lineage: Eukaryota; Fungi; Mortierellomycota; Mortierellomycetes; Mortierellales; Mortierellaceae
Exons: 2
Coding region: 1-1665 (554 amino acids)
Source: RefSeq, a predicted model, not a curated record